Messenger RNA from Porites evermanni, 5869 nucleotides. Lineage: Eukaryota; Metazoa; Cnidaria; Anthozoa; Scleractinia; Poritidae. The record is from the annotation of a GenBank genome assembly.
GCUUGCUCUCCUGAGACCAGUGUUCCAGCGUUACAUGUUACUCUUCUUGGUGAUGAGUGGAGUUCAUCUGCUGGUGGGUUGUCGACCAUAAACAGAGAGCUUGCUAUUCACCUUUCAAGUCAUUCAGCAGUGAAUGUUUCUUUGUUAGUCCCCGAGGGAGCUUGCAAUUAUGAAGAAAAAAAUGAAGCCCUUACCUAUGGAAUCACUGUCGUUGAGGCGAAGAGACGUGCUGCAUUUGAUCGUCUUGUUUGGUUAAGCUCACCACCCAAGGAUCAUGUUAUGGACGUCGUUGUUGGUCAUGGGGUAAAACUUGGUCGGCAAGUUCAAUUCAUCAGAGACUCUACACAAUUUCCAAAUUGUAAGUGGGUACAAGUGGUGCAUACUGCUCCAGAGGACUUAAGCAAGUACAAAUGCUACACUGACCCCAUUUCAAAAGGUGAAUCAAAACACGAAUCAGAAGUUGAACUUUGCAAACUUGCUGACCUUGUUGUGUCCGUGGGACCGAAACUGAAAGAAGCAUACACUUCAUAUUUACAACGAUGCAAGACAGAUCAAGACGUGUUAUCGAUUACUCCAGGUCUUUUUCAAAGGGAGUUUGGGGAUUUAGUGGCAAAACAAGAUCCUAACGAGGAUGGUGAAUUCAAAGUGUUGUUAUUUGGUCGUGGGGAUGAUGAGGACUUUGAACUCAAAGGAUACAACAUUGCUGCUAAGGCACUUACUGAUCAACGGUUAAAAAACAAACCUUACCAUCUACUCUUUGUCGGGGCACCUGAAGGAAAGCAAGAAGAAGUUAGAGAAAAACUUCUACAGCGUGGUAUUGCAGAAGCACAGUUGACUAUUAGAAAAUUUAUCCAAAGUAGAGACAGACUGAAAGAUUUGUUGUGUGAAGCUGACCUUGCCAUCAUGCCAUCAAAAUCAGAGGGAUUUGGUCUUGUUGCCCUUGAGGCGUUGUCUGCGGGACUACCCAUUCUUGUAGGCAGUAGGUCAGGUUUUGCCAAAGCAUUAGAAAAUGUUCCUCAUGGUAAUGCAUGCAUCGUGAAUUCAGAUGACCCUGCAAAAUGGGCAAAAGCAAUAGAAGCUGUUCGCAUAAGGCAUCGAAUGAGGCUUCAAGAGAUAAAAUCACUGAGAGCGUCUUAUGGGGAGAUGUACAGUUGGAAGGAGCAGUGUGAAGCCCUUGUGAUCAGAAUGUGGAGAAUGAAUCGUGGUGAGUGUUAUUUGUUAAGUGGUGAUGUGCAUAAUUGUUUAUGUUGUACCAGUCAUUACAGUAAUGUAGUUUUCGUGGCACAAUAUAUGCAAAUAUAAGGGUGCAGCGAUGGUCUCUCACAAACACUGAAUAGAUGUAGUUCUUUGACCACAUUUUCAAGCACUAUAAAUUCUCUUUGCAAAUUUAGUACAUGUACGAGUUGUUCCGGAAUAUUUGACCACUAAAUUGUUUGCUAGAUAAAUAUGGCCAAGACAAUAAUAUACUUCUUUACAUUCCUAAUAAAUUACUUUCCUAAGAAGUCACCUUCAAUUCUUUUACGUGUAGAGCCAUACUUGAAUUUCAGUGUUGUUAUUUUUUAAACUGCUACUGAAGGAAAACAUACAAAGACAGUCAGUUUUGUGUUGGGCUGUAGAAAAACAUGCAAAAAUAAAAUGGGCUACUUGAAAUUUUUAGAUGCCUACUUUUUCUUUAUAAUAAUGAAGCUUAAAUGUUUUAUACACACCUUUUUAAAUUGUAUUGGAAGUUGUCAAAGUGAAUUUAAAUGCAUGAAAAGAUCUGUGAUGUGUGGAAUAAGGGUCUCCAUCACAUUUAAGGGUCAAAGUUGUCUGUGACCGUCAAAAUUUAUUUUUAGUGUUACAUGGGACGAGGUUGGUUGGUUACACAGGUGGUUAUGGCUGGCGCAGAGGUGAAUGGGUUACAAAAACAUAUAAACAUUAUUGUGUAAGAAGCUGAUAUCAAAGGGUUGUUCUCACACCAGAUGCCUUUGAUGUACCAAAGGGUGUUUCUGCCACUGAAAAGCAGCCUGUUUCAAAAACACAUGCUUCAGCUUCUGGAUUCUCAGAAGAGCUAUGUCCAGUUGAUGAAGAGACGAAAACUGAGGAUGCAACCAGAUUAAGUGAAGAAUCUCCCUCAGUUUGCCAUACUCCUAGCGUUUCAGGGCUCACUUCUGACCAACACCUGGGACCAUGAUUCACCAUUUGGCGACAACACCCUGUACAAAAAAAAAGAAACCCCUGCAUUUUUAGAGUCUGGCAGCUAAAGCAAGCUCGACAUAAAAGUGAAAAGGAACAAAAAUGGGAUCGCUUACAAGUUUUGCCCUUAAGUCUUGAUAAAAAUAUUCGCGAAUACCUGUCUGAAAGUUAUGCUCUGAUAACAGCAAAACAUUUCUAUUUCUUCACCUACAUUUUCAGAGCCUUCUAUAGAAAUUGACAACAACCAAAGAACAAACUCUUACGACGACGAGCAGCUUGUUUCAGAAACGUCCCUUCGUAGUGACUGUGAAAUGAAAGCUGAUGCUGCAUCAGGACAUCAAACUAAAAUAUCCACGAAUACAGACUCUCAGUCUCAAAAUAGCGGUAAGCGGAAAAUGUCAGAAUUCUCUUGUAAUCCAGCUAUGCAAAAACGUGAGUUGUUCUUCUUGCUAUUGCUCAACAGUACACUACUAUAUCUAAAGGGGGGAAGUGAUUGUUAGAUUAUUCAAACGUACUUUUUCCUACAGGACUUGUUACCGUUUACGCUCGUAAUGUAUAAGUGUAUUAUUAGUAAUGGUAAAACUUAUACUAGCCCCGAUAUCAAUAGUCGCUGGAUAGUCGCCAUUUUUAUCAGCUGUUAUAUAUAGGUAUAAAGAAAAAAAAUUUUGAAUAAACAAUAAAUACCGAUCAAUAUAUAAAUAUAUAUAUAAAAAAAUUAAAAGAUAUCGACACUAAAAUUAUAAAAAUUACUUUGGUUACUUUUAAAACUGUGGAUACUGCAUAAAACCUACUAAAAAAUUACAUCUUAUUACCUACAUUGUAAGGGCUGUCUGGAAUGAAAAUGUCUUGAGGGCCUUCUUUCAAAUGACAACUGGGGGGCUUCUCCAUAUCGCAAAAAGAAAUAAAUCCCAACUUUAAGCGCAGCAAAAGCAGAAGAGCGAUCUCUUAACGUGUUUUAAGUCCUGAAUUCUCCACUAUGCCAUUUAAAAAAAAAUGCGCCAACAGGUUUUCCAAUUUUGCUAAUUGUAUCUUUCAUCGAAUUAUUGUGAAUCUCUGCUAACGCCCUAACCAAGGUGCCUAGUGGAGGCUUGGAUGAGGUUUUUAAACCUCCUUGGCUAUGGUUGAUGCGCCUGAGUAGACAUUCAGUAAUGAUGAGUACCUUGACGAGAGCCGUUUCUUAAAUAUAGGCACUUCAAGUGAGGAUAGCGGAAUCUUUUUUAAAAAGCAUAUGCCCUCCAAGAUAGCUAGUCAUGAAAGAACAUCUUCCCUGAGGAAGGAACCUCUCACACAACAGUAAAAAUUAUAUUGACCACGUAAAUUUGUGUAAGCAGGUAAAAAGUGUUAAGUUAUUGCCCCUACUGAAUGUUUUGUUAUUAAUAGUUUAAAAAACGUUUAACUUUCCUGUUAUUGAUUUUCAGACUCUGUUCUUACUACUGCCUUUAUCGAAGUUAAAGUUUCUUCAAAUGCCCAAGAUUUAACUGUUGAACAGCAAAGAACGAUAACUAAAGAAUUGGAGCGGUUGGCUCACAGGUACCGAAGACACCAAGAUCUUUCGUCAUUGCCAUUUGUUAGUAGAGUAGCCCGCCUUGCUGAGUUUAUAGAAAAGGCUUUUGAAGUGGUCGUAUUGUUUGUGCAACCAGGAUCUUUGAUAAUAACAGUACAGUGCCCCAGUCUAGAGAGUCUUGAAAGUCUGUGGAAUGGUUACUGUUCUGGUUGCCUUAAUGACAUCGUUGAAAGGUUCCUGGUAACUGAUGAACUCAAGAGAAAGCUCAGGAUAGACAAUGUCAGGUUAAAGACAACUAUAGAAGAAGAAAACUACUUAGUUUGUAAGAAAGCUUUCAUGGAAAACUCAGGUGAGUUGGGCAGUCUUAGCACAGCUUUUUAAAGAAGUUAGAGAAAAACUUCUACAGCGUGGUAUUGCAGAAGCACAGUUGACUAUUAGAAAAUUUAUCCAAAGUAGAGACAGACUGAAAGAUUUGUUGUGUGAAGCUGACCUUGCCAUCAUGCCAUCAAAAUCAGAGGGAUUUGGUCUUGUUGCCCUUGAGGCGUUGUCUGCGGGACUACCCAUUCUUGUAGGCAGUAGGUCAGGUUUUGCCAAAGCAUUAGAAAAUGUUCCUCAUGGUAAUGCAUGCAUCGUGAAUUCAGAUGACCCUGCAAAAUGGGCAAAAGCAAUAGAAGCUGUUCGCAUAAGGCAUCGAAUGAGGCUUCAAGAGAUAAAAUCACUGAGAGCGUCUUAUGGGGAGAUGUACAGUUGGAAGGAGCAGUGUGAAGCCCUUGUGAUCAGAAUGUGGAGAAUGAAUCGUGGUGAGUGUUAUUUGUUAAGUGGUGAUGUGCAUAAUUGUUUAUGUUGUACCAGUCAUUACAGUAAUGUAGUUUUCGUGGCACAAUAUAUGCAAAUAUAAGGGUGCAGCGAUGGUCUCUCACAAACACUGAAUAGAUGUAGUUCUUUGACCACAUUUUCAAGCACUAUAAAUUCUCUUUGCAAAUUUAGUACAUGUACGAGUUGUUCCGGAAUAUUUGACCACUAAAUUGUUUGCUAGAUAAAUAUGGCCAAGACAAUAAUAUACUUCUUUACAUUCCUAAUAAAUUACUUUCCUAAGAAGUCACCUUCAAUUCUUUUACGUGUAGAGCCAUACUUGAAUUUCAGUGUUGUUAUUUUUUAAACUGCUACUGAAGGAAAACAUACAAAGACAGUCAGUUUUGUGUUGGGCUGUAGAAAAACAUGCAAAAAUAAAAUGGGCUACUUGAAAUUUUUAGAUGCCUACUUUUUCUUUAUAAUAAUGAAGCUUAAAUGUUUUAUACACACCUUUUUAAAUUGUAUUGGAAGUUGUCAAAGUGAAUUUAAAUGCAUGAAAAGAUCUGUGAUGUGUGGAAUAAGGGUCUCCAUCACAUUUAAGGGUCAAAGUUGUCUGUGACCGUCAAAAUUUAUUUUUAGUGUUACAUGGGACGAGGUUGGUUGGUUACACAGGUGGUUAUGGCUGGCGCAGAGGUGAAUGGGUUACAAAAACAUAUAAACAUUAUUGUGUAAGAAGCUGAUAUCAAAGGGUUGUUCUCACACCAGAUGCCUUUGAUGUACCAAAGGGUGUUUCUGCCACUGAAAAGCAGCCUGUUUCAAAAACACAUGCUUCAGCUUCUGGAUUCUCAGAAGAGCUAUGUCCAGUUGAUGAAGAGACGAAAACUGAGGAUGCAACCAGAUUAAGUGAAGAAUCUCCCUCAGUUUGCCAUACUCCUAGCGUUUCAGGGCUCACUUCUGACCAACACCUGGGACCAUGAUUCACCAUUUGGCGACAACACCCUGUACAAAAAAAAAGAAACCCCUGCAUUUUUAGAGUCUGGCAGCUAAAGCAAGCUCGACAUAAAAGUGAAAAGGAACAAAAAUGGGAUCGCUUACAAGUUUUGCCCUUAAGUCUUGAUAAAAAUAUUCGCGAAUACCUGUCUGAAAGUUAUGCUCUGAUAACAGCAAAACAUUUCUAUUUCUUCACCUACAUUUUCAGAGCCUUCUAUAGAAAUUGACAACAACCAAAGAACAAACUCUUACGACGACGAGCAGCUUGUUUCAGAAACGUCCCUUCGUAGUGACUGUGAAAUGAAAGCUGAUGCUGCAUCAGGACAUCAAACUAAAAUAUCCACGAAUACAGACUCUCAGUCUCAAAAUAGCGGUAAGCGGAAAAUGUCAGAAUUCUCUUGUAAUCCA